GCACCAUCAAUGGUGGUUUCUGCAAUUAUCAACAGCUUAUGAAAUCUCAUUGCUUCCCACAGAUCAAAGGCUGCUUAUCGAAUUCAGAUUCCAAUCUCUCAGACCAAUUGCUGAAGCUCAAUCGCCUUCUCAAAAACCUCGUCCAUGGCGGCCGAUUCUCCGACGCCCUCCAUCUCUUCCACCGAAUCCACUCCUCCCACCGCCUCAACCCCGACCAAUACACCCUCUCCACCGCCCUUUUCGCCUGCGCCAGUCUCCCCGACUCCAUCUCCGGCGCGCAGCUCCACGCCAACUCCAUUAAAUCCGGCCUCAAGUCCUUUCCCCACGUCGCCAACACUCUCCUCUCCCUCUACGCCAAAUCGCGCGAUUUGGCCGCCGUGAAGAAGGCGUUCGCCGGAAUGAACCGCCCCGAUUGUUACUCGCGCACGACAUUGCUGUCCGCCUGCGUGAAGCUUGGCGAAUUGGACGACGCCCUCCAACUGUUCGACGAAAUGCCUGAAAGAAAUUUAGAGCUUUGGAAUGCAUUAAUCACAGGGUGUGCAGAGAAGGCUUAUGAUGAAAUGGCAAUCCAUCUUUUCCAAAAAAUGCAUCUCCUCAAUGUGAAAUCCGAUCAUUAUACUUUCGCCUGCGUGUUGAGUUUAUGUUCUUCGCUGUCAUCGUCGCCGCAGUUCGAGUUCGGAAAACAAGUUCACAGCUUGAUCGUGAAGACUGGAUUCCUACUGAAGACUUCUGUGGUUAAUUCCUUGCUCACUAUGUAUUUUAAUGGCGGCAGUCUUGCAGAUGGUUAUCUUAUAUUCGAGGAAGUCGGGUGCCGAGUCGGGGAUGCGAUAACUUAUAAUUCGAUUAUCGCCGGUUUAGCGAGCGUGGAACGGUACGAGGAAGCUUUGUCGAUGUUCAAAGAAAUGCUGACCGUCGGCAUAAGCCCGACCGAGUUAACUUUCGUGAGCGUAAUGGGAACUUGUUUUAGCUCGAAACUCGCCGAUCAGUUAUAUGCUCAAGCCGUAAAGACUAGGUUUGGUCGAUGUACGUCUGUAAACAACGCGGCCAUAAGCAUGUAUUCAAGUUGCCGGAAUUCAAAUGCCGCUCGUUUGGUUUUCGAACGAUUAGGAGAAAAGGAUAUCGUUUCAUGGAAUGCGAUCAUCGCGAGCUACGCGCAAGAGAAUUCGAGUAAAGAUGCGAUUUUUGCGUAUCGUCAAAUGCAAAGGGAUGGGAAGAAACCGGACGAAUAUACGAUCGGGAGCUUAUUGGCGAGCAUGGAUUCUCGACGGGACGUCGAAAUGAUUCAAGGAGUCGUAAUAAAAAACGGCCUCAUAUCGAAGACUGAAGUCGCGAACGCAUUGCUUUCGGCAUUUUCGAAAAACGGUCUGAUCGAGGAGGCGAGCGACGUAUUCCUCGACAUGCCGACGAGAAACUUGAUUUCGUGGAACGCCCUGAUCUCCGGAUUUCUGUCGAACGGACUGCCCACUCGCGGUCUGCGGCUGUUUUCAAUGCUGCCGGAAUUCGGGAUGCGACCAAAUCACUACACUCUAAGCCUUGUUUUGAGCAUUUGCGCGAACACAUCCGAUCUCCGGCGCGGGAAACAGGUUCAUGCGUACGUCGUUAAAUCAAGACAUUUCGUCGCCAAUACGUUGCUCGGGAAUUCUCUCAUUACAUUGUACUCAAAGUGCGGGGCGUUGGACAUGUCUCUACGAGUGUUCGACAGCAUGACGGAGAAGGAUACGGUGUCGUGGAAUUCAAUCAUCUCAGCGUAUUCGCAAUACGGCGAUGGGAAGAAAGCGAUCGAACGGUUCGAGGCGAUGCAGAGCGUCGCUACCGUUGAGCCCGACGGGGCCACGUUUACGGCAAUUCUGUCGGCAUGCAGCCAUUCGGGCUUAGUCGAAGAGGGUAUCCGGAUAUUCGAUAUUAUGGUUCAGGAUUAUCGUAUUGAGCCGGAAAUGCACCAUGUUUCUUGUUUGUUCGAUCUUUUGGGUCGAGCCGGAUUGGUGGAUGUGGCCGAGGGGAUUAUCCGGGUUCGGAGCGGCGAGAUUGAUCCCCGCGUUUGGUGGGCGUUGUUGAGCUCGUGUGUCGCGCACGGACAAGUGCGGUUGGGAAGUAUGGUUGCCGAGUUUCUUCUUGAAACGGAAAAGGAUGACCCGGCGAUCUACGUUCUUGUGUCGAAUCUUUAUGCCGGCGCCGGGAAGUGGGAACAAUCGGCUAAUCUUCGGAGAUUGGUCGCCGGAUGCGGCGCAACGAAAAUGCCGGGAAGCAGUUGGAUUGCCUCGUGACGACGCGGAGGAUCUUUUUUUUUUUACCUACACACGUACAUAUUCACGCAUUUUAUGAAACUUGAACUUUAAACUCACAGUAUGCCAAGAAGUAAUCAACCAU
This is a messenger RNA of Andrographis paniculata, 2367 nucleotides long. Its product is annotated as pentatricopeptide repeat-containing protein At3g49740. Gene Ontology annotation, molecular function: RNA binding; protein binding. Lineage: Eukaryota; Viridiplantae; Streptophyta; Magnoliopsida; Lamiales; Acanthaceae. Bases 39 to 2264 code for a protein of 741 amino acids. The record is from RefSeq and is a predicted model, not a curated record. The transcript has a single exon. Gene Ontology annotation, biological process: RNA modification.